AUGGCGGGAAGGGGGAAACAGUUUUCUGCUAAGGAGAUCUCCUCAAUGGUGCUUACCGAGAUGAAGGAUAUCGCCGAGGCAUAUCUUGGAUCAACCAUCACGGAUGCUGUUGUCACUAUGCCUGCUUAUUUCAACGACUCUCAGCGUCAGGCCACCAAGGCUGCCGGAGCCAUUGCCUGUCUCAAUGUUAUGAGGAUCAUCAAUGAACCUACCGCUGCAGCCAUUGCUUACGGGCUGGAUAAAGGAGCUACUGGCUCUGUUGCAAAGAAUGUGCUCUUUUUCGACCUUGGUGGUGGAACUUUCGAUGUUACACGAUUGAGGAAGGGUAAGGAUAGGUUGGAGGAGGCGGAGAAGUAUAGGGUGGAGGAUGAGAAACACAAGAAGAGGGUUGAGGCGCGGUAUGCUGUGGAGAACUACGCGUACAACAUGAGGAACGCCAUUACAAGUGCAGCGAACCUCACAGCAGCAGACAAGGAGACUAUGGAGGAUGCGUUCAAGUCUUUUGUACAGUGGUUGAUCUUCAACGAACGUGCGGAGGUUGAUGAGUUGAAAGGCAAGAUGAAGGAGCUCCAGACCGUUUUCAUUCCCAUCAUCCUCAACAUGAAAUAA
Messenger RNA from Salvia splendens (bonfire salvia), 609 nucleotides. RefSeq names its product heat shock 70 kDa protein 1-like. Gene Ontology annotation, molecular function: ATP-dependent protein folding chaperone; ATP binding. Lineage: Eukaryota; Viridiplantae; Streptophyta; Magnoliopsida; Lamiales; Lamiaceae. The transcript has 2 exons. The record is from RefSeq and is a predicted model, not a curated record. The coding region runs from base 1 to 609 and encodes 202 amino acids.